AUGUUGGAUUCGGAGGGUAGCGCGGAGAGCAUUCGCGGUCCGGAGAAUUCAGCAGCGCGCGAGGAAAUGGUCAGCACGAUGCCAAAUCGACAGAAUACGAACAGUGACAAGUUGGAGGAAUUCGAGAAGCUACUUCAAUCGAUGUUACCUUCUCGUACACCGUCGCAGGAGGAAGAGGAGCCGGAGGAAAAUGACGUCGAGAAGAAAAUAGGUCUGUCUUUUCUUUAACCCUUACAUUACAUUAAUUUAUCUUCCCUUCAUUUCGUAAGAUUCGUUUCUUCUUAAAUUUUGUAAUCAUCAUUAUGUUUUUCUUUUACAGAAUUUUUACAACUUUUUUUCUCAAAUCUUAUCUUAAACUACAUCAACUUGGCUCCAUAUUUUUCGCUCAGAUAA
Heterotrigona itama is the source of this 393-nucleotide messenger RNA. The record is from the annotation of a GenBank genome assembly. Lineage: Eukaryota; Metazoa; Arthropoda; Insecta; Hymenoptera; Apidae.